AUAUAUGGAAGUAAUUUUUUCGUCAAACCAACAUUUUAUUUUCUGAUCAAACUUUCCAAAUAUGAAUACAAUGUAAUAUACUUAUAUAAUAUAAUUAUAUAUUCAAUCAAAUCUUAUAAACCCCAUCUUUUUCUUUAUAAAAUCCUUGAUUUCCAUAUCUUUCACUUUCUCUUUUUACCACUUUCUUCUUCUUCUUCAUUCAAAAAGAAUUUCCCAAAAACCUAUCCAUCUCUUUCCUUUCCUAUUCUUUCUUCCACCAUGGCCACCAAAAAAACCCAAGGCCGCCAGAAGAUCGAAAUCAAGAAGCUUGAAAACAAGAGCAACAAACAAGUCACCUUCUCGAAGCGCCGUGUGGGUCUUUUCAACAAAGCUGGCGAGCUCAGCGUCCUCUGCGGCGCCGAGGUCGCCGCCAUCGUCUUCUCUCCCAACAGCAAGGUCUUCUGCUUCGGCCACCCGAGCCCCGAGGCCGUAAUUCACCGCUACAUUUACAGCACCACUAGUAGUAACACUAACACUUCUAAUUCCUCAGAGGCGGCGGCAGCGGCCAUGGCUUCGGCCGCCGCUGCCGCUGCCGGAAGAGCGUUGGUGCCGGUGGGAGAGUUCAACAGGGAGUAUAGAGAAGCCAUGAAAGAGCUGGAGGUAGAGAAGAAGAGAGCGGAAGAGGUGAAACUUGCGGCUGAAGAAAAGAAGGUGGCGUGGAGUGAGAGGCUUUGGUGGGAGGAAGAGAUGGUUGAUGGGAUGAGGUUGGAGGAGUUGGAGCAGUUCAUGGCUGCUUUGAAGGAGAUGAGAAGGGAGGUUGUGAAUAGGACUGAAGAGUUGAUGAAGAGUUGUAGUGCUGCUUCAAACGAUGCUGUUUUGGCUUAGCCUCUGGCGGUUUCGGGUUUUCAUGGAGCUGGUAGUGUUACUAAUCAUGGUGGGUUUGAUGGAGAUCAUGGUCUUAUUGUUGGUGGUGGUGGUGGUGGU
Ziziphus jujuba (common jujube) is the source of this 963-nucleotide messenger RNA. RefSeq names its product agamous-like MADS-box protein AGL62. The transcript has a single exon. The coding region runs from base 259 to 864 and encodes 201 amino acids. Gene Ontology annotation, biological process: positive regulation of transcription by RNA polymerase II. The record is from RefSeq and is a predicted model, not a curated record. Lineage: Eukaryota; Viridiplantae; Streptophyta; Magnoliopsida; Rosales; Rhamnaceae. Gene Ontology annotation, molecular function: DNA-binding transcription factor activity, RNA polymerase II-specific; RNA polymerase II cis-regulatory region sequence-specific DNA binding; protein dimerization activity.